This is a messenger RNA of Malus domestica (apple), 3117 nucleotides long. RefSeq names its product TMV resistance protein N-like. Gene Ontology annotation, biological process: signal transduction; defense response. Gene Ontology annotation, molecular function: ADP binding. Lineage: Eukaryota; Viridiplantae; Streptophyta; Magnoliopsida; Rosales; Rosaceae. The record is from RefSeq and is a predicted model, not a curated record.
UUGAAACUAGGAGUAGUUGACUUUGCCAGUUCAAUUCAAAAACCAUCUGCCCCUGGUGCCAUUUUGCAGUGCCCAUCAGACAUCAGAGAAUCGCUGACUUGCCAACAGAUGAAUACCGCGGGCGGCAAGUACGACGUGUUCUUGAGCUUUAGAGGCGAAACACGCAAGGGCAUCACGGACCAUCUCUACCAUACAUUAAACGACUACAAGUUCAAUGUCUUUCGGGACAAGGACCGAUUGAUUUGUGGGGAUGUUAUAAAAGAAAAUCUGAAGCAAGCAAUCAAAGAGUCCAGGCUUGCUGUCAUCAUGUUCUCAAAGGGGUAUGCGGGAUCCAGAUGGUGUCUUGACGAGCUGGUGGAGAUCAUGGAGUGCAGCAGAACACAGGGUCAACAUGUUUUUCCGAUUUUUUUCGAUGUUGAUACUUCAGAUGUCAGGCAUCAGACUGGUAGUUUUGAAACCGCGUUCAAGAACCAUGAACAAAAGUUUGAGGAAGAAAUGGUCCGCAAGUGGGGAAAUGAUUUUAAGGCAACUGCAGAGUUUCAGAGGGAUGAACAAGAGUUUAAGGAAAAGGUCCGGAUCUGGAGAGAUGCCCUUCAUGCAGCUGCAGGGUUGAGCGGCAAGGACUUUCAAGUGACUGACGGGCAUGAAGGAAGUUUUAUCAGGGAAGUUGUUGGCCAGAUCGCUACAAUACUGAAGAAACCAUGCUUAAAUGUAGCUACAAAUCCAGUUGGAAUAGAUUCUCGCGUGCAAGAAAUCAGUAAUUAUUUAGAUGUUGAAGGAUCAAAUGAUGUUCGCAUAAUCGGAAUUUGGGGGAUGGGCGGACUAGGGAAGUCAACGAUUGCAAAAGCUAUUUUCAACGAAUACCAGCACAGGUUUAGUGGUGCAUCUUUUCUUCCGAAUGUGAGAGAAGAUAAGAAACUGGUUGAUUCGCAAAACAAACUUCUGUUUGACAUCUUGAGAUUGGGCCACAGAAAGGUGGGUAUGCCCGAUGAAGGGACCAAGGAGAUAAAUACAAGACUUCGCCAAAUAAAGGUUCUUGUCAUUAUUGAUGAUAUAGACUCUGUGGCCCAGAUAGAUACAUUGGCUAUAAAACGUGACUCGUUUGGUCCAGGAAGUAGAAUUGUUAUAACAACAAGAGAUAAAAGUUUGCUAAAGACACCUGAAGUGGUGGAUAAGGCAUGUUCCCUGCCAGCAAUGAAUGACGAUGAAGCUCUUGAGCUCCUUAGUUGGCGUGCCUUUCAAAAGAGUUCUCCUAAUGAAGGAUUCCACAAAGUCUCAAGAGAAGCUGUUCGUUAUUGUGGGGGUUUACCACAUGCACUUAAAGCUGUAGGUUCUUACCUACAUAAAAAAACCCCGAAAGAAUGGACAAGUGCAUUGAAAAAAUGGAACGAAUCACAGCCUUAUCCGGAAAUUCAUGAAAAGCUUAAGAUAAGUUAUGACGGGCUUAAGGUUGCCCAGGUGGAGGAUAUAUUCCUUGAUGUAUCCUGUUUCUUUACUGGAAUGGACAAGGACCGCGUCAUGGCCAUAUUGGAUGGGUGUUACUGUGAGCCAACAACAGAUAUUGAAGUACUCAAGGAGCGAUGCCUUGUAACUGAUGAUCCAAAGGGUAGUCUGAUGAUGAUGCACCGUUUGAUUCGAGACAUGGGCAGAGAAAUUGUACGUGCUAGAUCCCCUAAGAAGCUUCAAAGUCGCUGUAGAUUGUGGCAUCAUGAAGAUGUAAUAAACGUUUUGAGGAAAAAAAGUGGAACGGAAGAAAUAGAAGGAAUCGCUUUAGAUUCUCCAGAACCUGACAAGCUUAGCUUCAGUACAGAAACAUUCAGAAAUAUGCGGAACCUGAGAUUACUCAAAAUAAAAGGCGUAAAGUUCACUGGAGACUGCGAACAUCUUCCCGAUGAGUUAAGAUGGUUAAGUAUGUCUGACUUGCCUCAGCAGGCCAUCCCAGAGGAUUUUAAUCAACCAAACGUAGUUGACAUCGACCUGAGUUGUAGCAAUAUACAAGUCUGGAAUGACAACGUGUCACUUGAAAAGUUGAAGUUUCUCAAUAUUGGUUCUUGUGAUAACCUGAAAGAAUCACCAGACUUUUCAAGAAUCCCAAAUAUUGAAAGAUUGAUACUCGAAGCCUGUAAGAGUUUGUCCAAGAUUCACCACUCCAUAAUACAAUUGAAGAACCUAAAGUAUUUAUCUGUUGCGAAUUGCCAAAACCUUCAGAAAAUCCCAGAUUUACCAACAAAAUUGGAAAUCCUGAAAGCGGAUGAGUGCAUUGCAUUGGAAGAGAUGCCAAAUUUUUCAAAAAUGUCGAGUAUGGUAGAACUGCAUCUGAAUCACUCCCCCAAACUCACUGAGAUUCUAGGCUUGGAUAAGUCGUUAAACAAUAUGAUAAGGAUUCAUAUGGAAGGGUGCACCAAUCUCACUGCUGCUUUUAAAAAAGCAAUCCUACAGGAAUGGAGCGCGAGCGGAAAUGGUGAUCUUUUUCUCCCCGGAAAUGAUCUUCCAUCAGGGUUUACAUGCGUUGACCUGAAGGAUGAAAUAUUUAUGCCGCAAUGUUUUGGCUAUGAUGCAAAAGCAUUGACUCUGUGCGUCGUUUAUUCUUCAGACGACUCCAAAUCCAAGCACACUGAGUUUUCAACCCCUCUGUAUGCAACCGUAAUAAAUCGCCAUGAAAGUUAUAUUUGGCUGGGACAUUUAUCAAACAAUAAGCUCAAUGUGAACGGUGGGGCAAGGAUAAAUGUUGGUGCACACUUAUCACGACACAGGAGUACUGAUGAUAUUCAUCUCAGGGUGCAGAAAAUAGGGGUUUACCAGGAGCAGGAAAAUUUAGUCAAUAAAUUUUCCAAUCUUAUGGCACGUUCAAGUGAGUAUGACAAUGGAAAUAGCCAAUCUUAUGACAUGUUCAAAUAAUUUCAGAAAUGAAAUUGGAGGAAGAUUAUGAAGUUUUGGUAUUUUUUUUAGAGCACAAGUUGUGUUUCUCCACUGUAUAUCCCUUCAACAAUGUAACAGUAGGCGUACAGUCGCUACAAACAAUGAGAGAGAGAGAGAGCCUAUGAGCUCAAUCUCAGCCAUUCAUUCACUGCUCUAUGAGAAGAUAUUUCAUAUAUAAAGUAUCGACAUUAACAAAAA